Molecule: messenger RNA, 335 nt
Organism: Drosophila sechellia
Lineage: Eukaryota; Metazoa; Arthropoda; Insecta; Diptera; Drosophilidae
Exons: 1
Coding region: 25-249 (74 amino acids)
Source: RefSeq, a predicted model, not a curated record
GUAGUUUUGUUUUUAGUUACCAAAAUGCGUCUCUACGUUGGUUUUCUAUCGGUUUUGGUUCUUACUUUUCUGAUUGUGUUUAUCACUUGUGCUGAUUCAUCUGGAAAGUCCCGAAAUCGCGAAGAUCGAUUUGAUCUAGAAAACGAGCGAUUUAAUAAUCAAGGAAGUGACGAAAUAAUUGCGCCAUGUGAAAGUACGGAUAGUGUGGAAAUCGAUAGCUGUCGUCAGGGGAAAAAUACAGGGGAGUAAAUACCCCAAGAGAAAGACAUUUAAAUUCGAUAUUUAGCAAUAACAUUCGAUAAUACUGUACUAAAUAAAAAUGUAUAAAAUACAAA